Molecule: messenger RNA, 1283 nt
Organism: Clarias gariepinus (North African catfish)
Lineage: Eukaryota; Metazoa; Chordata; Actinopteri; Siluriformes; Clariidae
Exons: 5
Coding region: 126-782 (218 amino acids)
Source: RefSeq, a predicted model, not a curated record
ACACACACACAUACAUACACACACAUACGCACACAGACACACACUGAGAUUUAACCUUCACUUGAAAUCUUUACAGGUUUUAUUUCAGUGUACCUCCUCCUGUUGCUCUGAAACAUCUUCGAAACAUGGCUGGCCAUCUUCAGGGAAACCAAGACGAGACUCUGCGCCAGAUUGCGCAGAAAAGGAAAAGGGAAGCAGAACCCCAGGGUGAUGUGCAUGAACUGGAGGAACCUCUGCAAAAAAGACUCUGUCCACAAUCAUCCACUUGUGCACUGGUUCUUGACCUCCCUCAACCAUCACCCACUUCUGCUGCAACUGGGACUCAUCAAAAAAUGAAUGGACUUCUGCAGUGGUGCCUGGUCGUCCAUGACAAUCUAGUUGUGAUGCCACAACAACAAAGCGCAGAAGUUUGUAAUCUGAAGGACAUAUUAGAAAAUAUCAGAAACCGAGAAGAAACCCUGGAUGAUUCCCUUGAACUCGAGGAACCUGCUGUACUCGAUCCUGACCUCCAUCCACAAUUAUACCCUUCUGCUGCCACGACGACAGAUGACAAAAAGAUUGUACAGAAAAGAAAGAUGGAAACAGAAUCUCAGUGUGAUGUGCAAGGACUUAAGGAACCUCAGACAAAACGACAUCCAUCCUCUUCUGUUUCCAUAGUGACAGAUAAUAAAACAAAUGAACAAGUUGCAGUGAAAACCAGUGAAAAGCCCAAGCCUGACCAGCCAAACAUCAGGAGAAGGAAACAGAAUGCACCAUUUUGGUCCAGGUGCCACUUGAUCUAGAGACAAUCCUGAGAAUCCUGGGUGGGGGGCAUGGACACGCUAGAAGGAAAGCCAGUACAUCAUGUCCACACCCUCAGACACACAUCCACUUAGUGAGGAUUCAGGAAGAUCUUUUGCACAUGGAGAUGAAACUGAAAAAUUCAAAGGAAACCAACGCAGACACUAUAGUGUUUGCUCUACUGUUGGAGGGAGGAGCAGCUUAAAGAGCAGUAUAUCUUGUAUAUCUUUGCUCUACUGUGGGUGGAAGCUUAGAGAGCACUAUAUAAUUUUUGCACUACUGUAGGGGCACCUUAGAGGAACCUUUAUCAUGUUUGCUGUACUGUGGGGGCACCUUAGAGGGCACUAUAUCAUGUUUGCUCUACUGUGGGGGCACCUUAGAGGACACUUUAUCAUGCUUGCUCUACUGUGUGAAGGCAGUUCAGAGGGCACUAUAUAGUGUUUGUGCUACUGUGGGGUGGCAGCUUAGAGGGCACUAUAUAGUGUUUGUGCUACUGUGGGGUG